UGUUCGGUGCGCCCGCUGCUUUUACAUUCCGCGCUUGUGCAACGCAGACCCUAGCUAGGUAGGUUCACCUGCUGGAGUGUAGUCGCACUGAAACCUACAGCAACGCACGCACACCCACGCUUGAGGUAAACCGCGGCCCUGUAAAUAAUCAUCCGUCUGUCUGUCCGCCUUCCGUCUCAGACCUCGCAUUGCCGGACACUGUGUUCGUGCCCGCGAUGGGUUGGUGAUUCGGCGCUCGACAACCUGUGGCGGGCAGGCUUCGCCGUCGAUGAUUCGGCGCUCGGCAUCGCGCCUGUGCUCACAAUGAAUGGCCGCCUGUAGCGAGAGAGAGGGAGAGAAACGCGGCUGGCUCCUCCAUUGAAACACGUUCCAGCGGCUUAACAGUGCGGCGGACCCGGCAGUGCUGGGUGUAGCACCAUGGCUCAGACGCUGCAGAUGGCUAUUCCCAAUUUUGGCAACAACGUCUUGGAGUGUCUGAAUGAGCAGCGGCUGCAAGGCCUGUACUGCGAUGUCUCUGUGGUGGUGAAAGGUCAUGCCUUCAAGGCACACCGUGCUGUUCUGGCUGCCAGUAGCUCCUACUUCCGGGACCUCUUCAACACGGGUGGCAAGAGCUCUGUGGUGGAGCUGCCCUCGGCUGUGCAGCCCCAGAGCUUCCAGCAGAUCCUGUCCUUCUGCUACACUGGCCGUCUCAGCAUGAAUGUCGGUGACCAGUUCUUGCUCAUGUAUACCGCUGGCUUCCUGCAGAUCCAACAGAUCAUGGAGAAAGGUACAGAGUUCUUCCUCAAGGUCAGCUCUCCCAGCUGUGACUCACAGGGGCUGCAGGCUGAAGAGACCCCAUCUUCAGAGCCCCAGAGCCCUGUCACGCAGACUUCCACUGCAGCAGCGGCACCAGUGGGCAGUGUCACCACAGGAGGUGCACCGGGAAGCAAUGGGGGUGUUGCUGCUACUACAGUCAGCCGCCCAGCUUCCUGUCUCACCCCUUUAUCCCUGGUGUCUCGGGUGAAGAUGGAGCAGCAAGAGGCUUCCUCCUACUCUGUGGUCUGUACACCUGUGGCCAAGCGGCUUUGGGAGGGUGGCAGCAGGGAGGCCGGUGGAGGUUCAGGCGGAGGGGGUGGUGGCGGGAUGCGUAAGGCUGCCAGAUUUUCUCUGGAUGGGGGCAGAAGUGGGGGUGCACCGCCACAAGGUGGAGUUGGCAAUGGAGCCCCAGGCACUAGCAACAGUAACAGCAACAACAACAACAAUAAUACCACCUCAGAGGGCACAAGCCCUGGCACCCUGAGUGCCUACACAAGCGACUCCCCAAAUUCCUACCAUGACGAUGAUGAGGAGGAGGAGGUCCCUGAGGAUGGCACAGAGGAGCAGUAUCGGCAGAUCUGCAACAUGUACACCAUGUACAGCAUGCUCAAUGUGGGGGCGGCAGCCAGCGAGCGCGUAGACGCCCUGCCUGACCACAUGGCCUCCGAUACCCGGAAUAGGAUGCGUGUGCGGCAGGACCUGGCCUCUCUGCCCGCUGAGCUCAUCACCCAGAUUGGCAACCGAUGCCACCCCAAGCUGUACGAGGAGGGUGACCCUGCAGAGAAACUGGAGCUCGUCACAGGCACCAGUGUCUUCAUUACGCGGGCCCAGUUAAUGAACUGUCACGUCAGCGCAGGUACCCGGCACAAAGUGCUGCUGAGGAGACUGCUGGCGUCUUUCUUUGACAGAAACACUCUGGCUAACAGCUGUGGAACAGGCAUCCGCUCCUCCACCAACGACCCCAGUCGCAAGCCCCUGGAUAGCCGAGUGCUGCACGCCGUCAAGUUUUACUGCCAGAACUUUGCCCCAAGUUUCAAAGAGAGUGAAAUGAACGCCAUCGCAGCUGACAUGUGCACAAAUGCACGGCGUGUCGUGCGCAAGAGUUGGAUCCCCAAGUUGAAGCUGCUGAUGGCAGAGGGCGAUGCCUACUCCAGCUUCCUCCCCGACACGGUCAAGAUGGAGGCAGAUGGCCUGGCCAGCGAGCAUGGGUUUGAGGCAGCCAGUCUAGAGGCAGGAGGGGCCUCGGCUGAGGGGGGGACCUCAAGCGAGGCCCUGCAGGGAGUUGGGGGUGACGGCAGCACUUUGUUUUAGUAAGUGACCACCCCCCCCAAAAAAAAAUCCACCCCUGUGGGAACACCCUCCUUCCCCACUCCUUCCCUCUGAGCUCCUCCACUAAACAUCCUUACCCUGGACUCCUCCAUUUCACACUGGGUAAAGCUGCCUUUGCUUGACAUGAGGUGGGGGUGGGUGGGGGGGAGGUAAGAGGGUGUUUCUAAGAGAGGAGGUGAACCUAGUCCUGCUCCCUAACACACAGGCUUUUGUUUUGCCCAUGCAGUCCGCAGCGCCACGGUUCAAUAGCUGAAUCAUGUAUUUGUCCCCCCCCCCCACAAUACCUAUCAAACACAUUCCCUUCCAUGGGGGGCGGCAUGGGAGUGGGGAGGGCCCCUUUCAGCUCGCCAGCUCUGUCGCUGUACCUGUUAGUGGCACUGGGCUGCGCUGGGCCACACCUUCUCCAGCCCGCAGCCCCUGCUGCCAGGGCGAGACUGUGGAAGUGGAAUUGCGUGGCCUAAUCGCGCAAUCAUUCAAUCACUCAGUCAGUCACAAAAGGGUUCUUGUCCCUUCCCUCACACCCCAUUCUCCCUUUAUCCUCUGACUUUGCCUAAACCUACAGUGUUGUAUUCGUAUCAGAAAAAAUGUACGGCUUCUGUUUAUUUUUGAGUUGUUGUUUUUUCCUUCCUCUUCAAACUUCUGUGUUCUAAGUGUAACAUGCCAAGGAUCUUGAGAGAGAGGAAAUCGUUAGACUAGAGAAGUACAAGUUGGAGGAGACUUGUGCUCGAGUAUAUUUAUGAUUAUGCAUACAUCUACAGUAUAUGUAUGGAGAUUCAGAGAGCAAUUGUUCUAAAAUCUCAUUUUCAAAGUGAAUUAUUUGUGAAUUUCCCACUAAAGCUUUUCAGUGAGUUUAAAGCAACUUUUUUUUUUUUUUUUUUGCAUUAACAAACCUUAUCCAAAUAAUUAUUUACAUCUGCAGACCCAACAAUGUUGAUUUGUAAGUGUUUGUAUUUCUGUGCUUGAGACUGAAAGAGACUGGCAAAAUUCCUUUUUACUGUUUUCUGAGGUACAGAAAAGGACCUCCUUGCACCAUUUGUAUUUUUGUUUUAUAUUUAUCUAUGAUCCCCUUGUGUUUUCAUGGGCUUCCAGUGUGCAGGCUGGUAUAGCUGUGCCCAGGAAUGCCUGCCUGCCUCCUCACACCCUCUGUGGUUCUGACUGGUGCGGAUGCUGCCCGCCUGGUUCGGGCCCGCCUGCUUCCCAUGACAAAGGGACAUAUGGGAACAGGGGACGUUGGUAAUCUAUCUUGUGUCCUGAUGUGUAGUAUAGGAAGAGUUUAGGGUAUGUGUUCACCCCAUUGGUUGAUCAACAUGGCAGCCCAACCAAUAAGAUUUUGACUAAGGUAAAGAGCAUGGUAGUGUUGCACUGUGUAAAUAGGAAAGCUUUUAUUGUGUUUUGUUGUUUCUCUAAUAUAGCAAUUCUGAAGACCAUAAAUUUCCUAUGUGUGUGGAGGUCACCUGUACGUGAUGGCUAGAUUGUUUGAUGCGUGUCAGUGCACAUGCACACGACACUGGGCACGGACCUACCAACAGUUUGUGCUCCAGUGUUGGUCUCAUUUUAAUGUGUUGAGAGCAUGAUGGGAACUGGGGUAGGGUACACUUAGCUGGACACAUGGAGAUCCCCACACACACCCAGGUCUGAGUCCUGGCAGGUUACAUAAAGCUCUAUCUUUGAGUAAACCUCUCAGGUGUGUGAAAUACCAGCUAUUGAGGGGUGUAAAUCCAGUGGGAGGCAGUGCAGGGAGGCUGUGGGAAUGCUGUAGUGCUUGUGGCAGCACGGAGCCGAACAGCCUUCUGUGCGUUAUGGAGAAGGGAAUACCUUGCGUGCAAGGGAGGGGCUGGGGGCAGUGCGCCAGGGGUGUUGCGUACAUUCCGUGAAGUGGUGUUGCCAGUGUGUAUAGGGACACUGUGCGGGUGCUGCCACCUGAGCGGGGCAUUCUUUGAUUGUCAGCAGACCUCAAGGGCACAGUUCAAACUCCAGUGAAUGAAAUGGCUUUUUAUUGUGGAUAAGCGAUUAAAAACUAAUACAAGUUGACAGAUUUUGUCAUCUACUAUGAAACAUCUCCUUUAAAAGAUGAGGUGAGAUGUCACAUAGAUGGUACCUAUUGCUGAGGUGGGGUCCUGCCUUUCCACCUCUUAUAGUAUUUGAGAAGAUUUGCACUUUUUUAAUUAUUAUUAUGAAUUUCAUUGCUGCCUUAAGGAAGCAGUUGGUGCCUAGGAGUUGGAGACACAGGACUGCCUCCUGGAAUAAUUGUGGUGAGGUCAGGUGCUGGGAGUGAAGAGAAGGUGGAAAGAUGCUUUCAGAGUUGGCAGAGGCAGACCUUGGCGUGCCAUUUAUGGAGGCAGGCGUGUGUGUGUGUGUGUGUGUGUGUGUGUGUGUGUGUGUGUGUGAGAGACCCAGGAAAAUGGGAUGGGAAGCGUGUGGGUGGUUGUGUUUAUGGGGGUGGGUGGUAUGUGUUGAUACAAGGAUGCAGGGGCCUCUGUUUGUUUUGCGUCUGAGUCAUAGUCAGUGAUAACUGCAAACAGUGAGGCGAUCUGUAAGCAGGAGGUUUGGGGGAGGGGAAGGGAAGGCAAGGUA
This is a messenger RNA of Scleropages formosus (Asian bonytongue), 4698 nucleotides long. RefSeq names its product nucleus accumbens associated 1, BEN and BTB (POZ) domain containing b (gene nacc1b). The record is from RefSeq and is a predicted model, not a curated record. The coding region runs from base 418 to 2106 and encodes 562 amino acids. The transcript has 6 exons. NCBI's taxonomy places the organism in Eukaryota, Metazoa, Chordata, Actinopteri, Osteoglossiformes, Osteoglossidae. Gene Ontology annotation, biological process: regulation of transcription by RNA polymerase II. Gene Ontology annotation, molecular function: RNA polymerase II cis-regulatory region sequence-specific DNA binding; protein binding; DNA-binding transcription factor activity, RNA polymerase II-specific.